AUGCAAUCUCUCUGCACACCAGUUACAGAAAGGAGACGAGCGACCCACGCCAUUUCAAAGCUUCUGUGCUCCGAGAUGGCUCAGAACGGCAACGAGAACCAGCCACCGAACUACACCAAGUCCCUGAAUUCGCUGAUCCCUUCGCCAUUCGCAUUCACGCCAGUAGCUCCGUCUGCCCCAUCUUCAAUACCGAACCCAUGCCUCUCACCCUUCUCGUCUGCUGCCUCAUCUUCAUCACCACACUCGCCCCUCUGGCCUGCAGCCGUCCAACUCUCAGACCACCUCUGCAAAGAAUCGACGAUGAACUUCCAUCUUAAUCCAACAGCCAUGACCUGCGUGCUGUACCAACCGCAGCUGCCCACUCAGGCCUCCACUGUCAAUGCCUCCUCGCCCACACGCCACACUCCCUCCUCGUCCUCCUUCUCACCAGCCUUCUACAAGAGUCCGCCCCCCUUCUUCAUUACAACAACCACCUCCUCCUCCUCCUCCUCUUUCUCCUCCUCUUCCCACUCCUCCUCCUCCUCCUCGUCCUCCUCCUCCUCUUCAGCCCAGCACCCAAAAACGCCGCAUUCCGGAGAAGCCGUUCCUCGACUGUCCGACGCCUCGCCACGAUAA
Molecule: messenger RNA, 615 nt
Organism: Protopolystoma xenopodis
Lineage: Eukaryota; Metazoa; Platyhelminthes; Monogenea; Polystomatidea; Polystomatidae
Source: the annotation of a GenBank genome assembly